UUGCUUACUUGCUUCAGUCGCACGGACAGCGUCAAUAGCAAAGCGAAACAAAUAUGGCAGCUCUCAUGUCUGCAAUGAGGAUUGUUGACGCGAUCUCUGGAUCGAAAAGCGAUUCGUCUUCGUCCUUAAUCGCGUCGCCUCUCAGACCCGUGGCACGGGAUUAGACGUCAGUGCGCUAAAGUGUUUGUAAGAGAGCCAUGAAUUGCGACGCAGAGCGCCCCGACGACGCUAAGCUCCAGGACAGCAGCGCGGCGUCAGUCGGCGAUGAGGCGAUGGAAACUAACGUCGAAUCGACGAUUGACGGAGCGACCGCAGAAUGCGAAGACGACGCUGCCGCCGAGCAGCGACGUCAAAUCCUCGACACAGUCGCGGCGUCGGAGGGAUUCUUCAAGCACCAGCAACGUGGGGAACCCGACCUCACUUACGAAGAGAAGCGGGAGAUUGCGGAGAAGACGUUAGACGGCAACGUGCCGCUGUUUCUGCAGCGCUACGCCAAGUUCCUGUACAGGGAGGACGCCGCCUACUUCGAGGCGCUCAGGAGGGUCGAUUACGAGGUCGACUUUCACGUGAGGGAGAUCGAGAGACGCAGUCGCAGGGGCAGCUCGCGAGAGCUCAGCGUGCAAACCAAGAACAGGCGAUACGAGGCUCUCGAAAGACUCAAGACUGGCGGCGAAUACUUCAGCGACAAGGAGAUGCGGCGGAGAAACCCGCUGCUAUUCGAACAGAUGAUCGGCCGCUACAUGACGGAGAAAGAGAAGCUAGAUCUCGACAAGAUGGACUUCUCGACCCUAACGUUCUCCGGCUUGCUGAUGGAGCACAUCGAUCGGAAUGAGGUCACGAGCCUUCGAAGACAGCAGCAGGACCUCGAGGAGGCAACAUUUGAAGAAAGCGAUUCGGACUCCGAAGAAGAAGAGUGCGAGGAUGACGCACCACCCGUUUCUGCGACGGAAAAGCGUCUUCUUAGGAACGAGUUCAUGAACACUAUGUAUGAGAGCUUCCUGUCUGGAAAAGACAAGGAUUAUGAUUACGAGUCCGUGGACAACAACGCGGACUUCGACUCCCUCCAGACGAGGCAGCACGACGAAGAGGAAAAGUACUUCGACGCCGAAGAGCCGGAGAUUUUAGACACAGUCACUUGAAGUGGUUCUUCAAAUGCGAGAUAUAACUCCAGUAACCUGGAGAUGUAAAUAAACUAUGCAUA
Molecule: messenger RNA, 1201 nt
Organism: Rhipicephalus sanguineus (brown dog tick)
Lineage: Eukaryota; Metazoa; Arthropoda; Arachnida; Ixodida; Ixodidae
Product: coiled-coil domain-containing protein 97
Exons: 4
Coding region: 198-1139 (313 amino acids)
Source: RefSeq, a predicted model, not a curated record